Microthlaspi erraticum is the source of this 1218-nucleotide messenger RNA. NCBI's taxonomy places the organism in Eukaryota, Viridiplantae, Streptophyta, Magnoliopsida, Brassicales, Brassicaceae. The record is from the annotation of a GenBank genome assembly.
AUGGCUUCAAUGCAAGUUUCAAGAUUAGUUCUUUCGUCUUCAUCUUCUUGUACGAGACCUAAAGCUGCAGUUUCCAUCCCGAAAUUGCCUAAAUUUCAUGUCUCGGUUCCGAAAAUACCGGUAAAGAAACAAACUUUAUCGGUUAAAGAACGGAGCUUUGAGUUAGAUGGAUUCAUUGAAAGUCUUCCACUUUCUUUGAAACAGAGGAGAGACUCUGAUUCUAUCCAAAGGGCACGCCUCAAUGCGGUUCUUGAAGCGGUUAUGGAUAGAAUCGAGAUGCACAAGAACAUUGGAGAUCAACGCAAGAAUUGGAACUCUCUCUUGCUCAAUUCCGUCAACAUGAUCACUCUCACCGCCGCUUUGAUGGCCGGAAUAGCUUCAGUCAACGGUCACGGUGUUGAUUCUAUAACCGCUGUGAAGAUAGCUUCAACGGUUUUGCUAACCUCCGCAACGGGUAUUGGUGCCUUGAUGAGCAAGAUUCAACCUUCGCAGCUCGCUGAAGAACAGAGGAACGCGACAAGGCUGUUCAAGAAGCUGAGAACCGAAAUCGAAAUGUUUCUGAGAGCAAACGAGGAAAUCUAUGAAGAAGACGUGAAGGAAGCGAUGGAGAAAGUAUUGUCUCUAGACAAAGCUUACCCUCUUCCUCUAAUCGGAACAAUGCUCGAGAAGUAUCCGGAGGAGUUUAAACCGGCGACUUGGUGGCCUGAAACCAAAAGGAGAAACCCUAGAAGCGGUCUUGCGAACGGGUGGAGUCAAGAGCUUGAGACGGAGAUGAGAGAAGUAGCUCAUGUGGUGAAGAGCAGAGACGCAGAAGACUAUGAAAGAUUAGGUAACGUGGCGUUGAAGCUAAACCGGUUCUUGGCUAUAUCUGGACCAGUUUUAACCGGAGUUUCAGCCGUGAGUUCUGUUUUUAUCGGUCAAGAUUCCGGUUUAGCUGGGAUGGUGGCGCUGACUUGCGCUUCUCUGGCUGCGAUGGUCAAUACUUUAGAGCACGGUGGUCAAGUGGGAAUGGUGUUUGAGAUGUAUAGAAACUCCGCCGGAUUCUUCUCUCAGCUAGAAGAAAUGAUGAAUUCGACGGAGAAGAGAGAGAACGGACAAGUUUUUGAGACAAAAGUUGCGUUGAAGCUAGGGAGAAGCUUAUCGGAACUGAGAGAUCUUGCGAAGAGAUCGAAUCUCUCUCAAGUUAAGGCUAAUGAAUUCGCAAGCAAGCUUUUUUAG